Molecule: messenger RNA, 1599 nt
Organism: Aspergillus affinis
Lineage: Eukaryota; Fungi; Ascomycota; Eurotiomycetes; Eurotiales; Aspergillaceae
Product: aldehyde dehydrogenase family protein
Exons: 4
Coding region: 1-1599 (532 amino acids)
Biological process (GO): aldehyde metabolic process
Cellular component (GO): cytoplasm
Molecular function (GO): aldehyde dehydrogenase (NAD+) activity
Source: RefSeq, a predicted model, not a curated record
AUGACCAUAGCCUAUACUCCAGACUCCCAGGUGGAGACUGCGUAUCAAACCCUUCGCGACACCUUCCGAUCGGGCCGCACUCGGGAGAUCGCCUGGCGCAAAUGGCAGCUGAAACAACUGUGGUGGCUUGUCGAGGAGAACGAGCAGCGGAUUCUUGAUGCCCUCCACCAAGACCUCCACCGACACACCUUCGAGUCCAUUUUCAGCGAGUUGCGAGGAAUAAAGACAGACAUUCUGGACCAUGUCAAAAACAUCGACAAGUGGACCGCAGACCAGGUACCGAACUCGGGGUUGGUCAUGAAGUCGCUACUGCGUCCGACCAUUCGCUAUGAACCCCUCGGCGUCGCAUUGAUUAUCGGGCCCUGGAAUUAUCCCACGUCGCUGAUAAUUCAGCCCUUGACUGCCGCCAUUACCGCCGGCUGCACGGUGAUGUUAAAGCCGUCGGAGAUUGCCGUCGCUACCCAGAACCUGAUGGUCGAGCUGAUUCCCAAGUACAUGGAUCCCAGCGCCAUCCAGAUCGUGACCGGAGGAGCAGCCGAAACUGGGAGUCUCAUGGCGCGGAAAUUCGACCAUAUCUUCUUCACGGGAUCAGUUAAUGUAGCCAGAUACGUUGCUGCCGCUGCGGCGAAGAACCUCACCCCAACCACGCUGGAAUUGGGAGGGCAGUGUCCGGCUAUUGUGACUAAAUCGGCAGAUAUCGAGGCAGCCGCGCAGGAUAUCACUUGGGUUAAGUUUCUUAAUUCGGGGCAGAUCUGUCUCUCAGUCAACCAUGUGUUCGUCCAUCCGGACGUGGAGAAGCAGCUUGUGGAGCGACUGACCUUCUACUUCAACAAAUACUUCUCCGAGGGAGAGAAAGGGAUGACAAGGAUCGUGAACCAAAAAAAUUACGAUCGGUUAAAGGGGCUGUUGGAGAAGACGAACGGCUCGGUGCAAACUGAUGCAGUCUUGGAUACCGAGAAGCGCCAAAUUCCUCCCUCACUCGUCACGAAUGUCAACAUGACAGACACGCUUCUUUCCGAGGAGCUCUUCGGAUCUAUCUGCCCCGUCAUCACGUCGACAACCCAAGAUGCCAUCCACUCGAUCAACGAUCUCCCUGCGCCUCUUGGUCUAUAUAUUUUCAGUCAUGACGAGCAGGAGAUUGAGCAUAUCCUCUCAUCCACCCAGUCCGGCGGCGUCACCGUCAACAAAGUCGCCUUGCAUGCUGCGGUUCCUGGCGCUCCCUUUGGUGGUGUCGGUGAAUCGGGCCACGGAUACUACCAUGGAGAAUGGGGAUUCAAGGCUUUCUCUCACAUGCGCACGAUCGCCCGACCGAGGCCAUUAAUGUCCAAACUUUCUACCUUCGCACUACCGCCAUACUCGAUGGACAAGUUGAAGUGGCUGCAGGUGAAGAACAGUCUGGGAUUCAAACGAGACUGGACUCUGGAAGAUGAGAGGAGAGCGAGUAGCCGAGGCUUAUUGCAGAAGCUCGGUGCGCGCGCUAUUCACAUUCUCGCGCUUUUGGUGUCUCUUGGCUUGGUGGAUUACCAAACAAACCAACGUUUUGGAUUACUUCGUCGAGCUAUCGGGGCGGUUGAGUACAUCCGAAAAUGGUUUGGAUGA